AUGGACGCCAGCAGCCGAGCCCGAGCAAGCAUGGGUCUUGACACGCUUGCAAUUAUCGGCGGUGCCGGCCCCGAAGCUGGCGUUGACCUGAUGCAAAAAAUUUUGAUGAAAAAUCGUGAGCUGCGAGAAAAGACCGACGGACUUCACUACUGCACAGACCGAGACGCCCCCUAUGUGGUGCUUUUUCAAGUACCAGGUUUAGGCGGUCCGCGCAAUCCCGACGACUUGAUCGAUGAAGAACAGGAGCCCUUCCGAUUGGUGUGGGACUCAAUAACGGAUACGAUACGAAAGAUCGAUGCUCUGUAAGGUCUAAGAAAUUGAAGCGCGCGCAGUUCAUCUAGUUCUGUGAUGUACUAAGGAACAGGCAGCUCUAGUCUCUUGCUCCACCAUACUAGCGAGUCUUGAUAGACAUGUUUACAACUAGUACGCAUACGCCAGAUUGAGAUCCAGAUUCUUUAGAUACACACUUCAAGUUCCGCUGGUACGAGUUCUAGGCUCCUGCCUUAUUCAUGACAGGCAGUUGGAUUACUUCUGCAUUAGCUGCAACACACUGCAUGUCCUGGCACCACGCGUUCGGCGUUUCUGUGAGGAAAACUCCGUUUCAGCCAAGUUUGUGAGCAUAGUGGACACAGUCUACGCACGAAUUAGAGAUAUACAUCAGGAAGCUUCAGUGGCUUGUGGAGCAGGCGACGACUCUUCCGCUCCGUUUCGCAUCGCUGUCUUUUUAUGGUGGUAUUGGCAUUAGAGCUUAGGUCCUUGUAGAAGACGUUUAUCUGCGGAAAUCAUUCUCUCGACGUACAACUCCUCCUAGACCUAGACAGUUGCAAAAGCUUGUUCGUCCCAUAAGAGUUUUUGAAGCAGGUUAAGCUCGGUUUAAACUAAAAGCACUUCAGUAAUUCAGCAAGAGCGAGGUUGAAGAGGAUGUUCUAAUUUCAGGGACUUUCGCUACGACUGAUCUGAAAUCGGCUCGCUCACCUUACGGUGGCCUGCUUUCGCCGGAAACGAUACUCACACCAGUAGGUGAAGAUUCCCAGGCAUCGCAACAACGGCCUCUAUAUCCAGUAUUUUUGCCAGAGGGCGCCCGAAGCGAUUUGCAGCGGUUAAUUGUCGAUAUCAAGCGAGAAGGCUUACAGGAUAAGCACGCUGUACAUUUUCGGGAUGAAUUUUUGCACAAAUAUAAGGCAGAUUGCGCGCUCCUCGCGUGCACCGAACUGCCGAUGUUGAUGCCUUACAUUAACAAGCUGUCAACACCUUCAGAAAUAGAAAGAGCGUCUUCAUCAUGUACAUUCUUGGAUGCGACCGACCUCUUAGCAGAUGUCCUCGUGCACAAAUUGCUGCGAUUCAAAUGAAUUUAAGUUCGUGCGAAGAACAGGGACUACACCCGAAAUUAUCACGAGUCUUGUAUUACAAAUCGAAUCAAAUAAAAUCAAAUCAAUCUCGAAUAUAUGUCACAAAUCAAAUCAAUCUUUAAUGUAGAGCAAAUCAAAAGCAAGUAGGGACAUCACCGCAUUUUUUGUUCUGGUUGCGAAAAUUGGAGGUAUUGUAAUCAUGUAAAUACGCUGAUGAAACACAUCAAGGUGGCAUAAUCGUAGAUCAAAGACACGGAUUUGGUACACUAGUUUCUUACCGUUCACGUAGUUCUUUAGGUUCAGAUUUGCCUGUAAACGUUCCGGCCGCGGUGGUCGUAGCAGUGCUGGCUCUGGCCGCAAGCUCUUAAGAAUGCCUGAGGAGGGUGUCAUGGCCCACCUCAGAAGUGUUCAUCAUGGUCAUGGACAUGAAAGAAUGAUCAUAAACAUAAAGGCUGUAGGCAUGAUGGACCUUUCCCUCACCACUAGUUAAGUCCGACCAAGGCC
Molecule: messenger RNA, 1853 nt
Organism: Amoebophrya sp. A25
Lineage: Eukaryota; Dinophyceae; Syndiniales; Amoebophryaceae
Source: the annotation of a GenBank genome assembly